Molecule: messenger RNA, 1878 nt
Organism: Puccinia triticina
Lineage: Eukaryota; Fungi; Basidiomycota; Pucciniomycetes; Pucciniales; Pucciniaceae
Exons: 6
Coding region: 1-1878 (625 amino acids)
Biological process (GO): proteolysis
Molecular function (GO): aspartic-type endopeptidase activity
Source: RefSeq, a predicted model, not a curated record
AUGAAGCAGUCACUCAUCAAAUAUGUCUUCUGGAUCACUUGCGUAUCACUAUACAGUGCUAGCGCAGCCGACAGCUCUACGGGAACGACAAACGGGGACCAGAUACGAGAUGAAGAACUCCGAGCACCCCACCAUCAGGCAGGAGAGAAAUCACGAUCCCUGAGACAACGAGACACUCUUGCAACUCCAGGCGUUCAAUUUGAUGGGCCUAGGAUGGGUUUGGCGGCGAACCCCCAGGUUUUGACUCAAGACCUUCCCGGAACCAAAACUCGGCGCUCACGACUUGUCCAUCAAGCUCGAGAUGUAGCGGACGAAGAAGCACUGUCGAUCCCUCGCUUGUUCCACAUGGGCUUGGCCGCCAACCCAGAUGUCCUGACUCAAGAUUUGCCACUUCAAGCGGCUCGGCGACGUCGAUCACUCGGAGAACUGGCUCCUUCCUCGACUGACGCCGCUAAUCUACGUCCCGACGCUGCAGCCGUCGAGACAAAUGCAGCACCUUCACCUCCUUUGAAUUUGAACACGGUUGGGCUUGGAAAAUCGGUCAGCCUUCCGCUCUAUCGCAGGGAGAUAUCAGAUGAAGAUAGGGAGUUACAUCCGGAAAUACAUUUCCAAAAACAUCUGAAUCAUGCCAUCAAACGACAUGCCCAUUUUCUACACAAAUCCGUAGACGAAGGGGUCUUGGAAAACAAUCUUCGCAGACGGGCCGAGAGCGUUGGCUGGACAUCCCAAGGAUCAUCAUUUGUCAGGCGAAGUUUGGUAGCUCGACAGCCACAAUUUGAAACUCAGAGUCAGGGAUUCCCUGCAGUUGCGUUCAAUGCGGCAAAGACUGGGGCAAUCACCAAGCCUAUCCCAGUGACUGCUGCCAACUCCCUUGGUCUGCAUAUCGAAGCAAAUGAUGUUGGUUAUUUUGCCGAAAUCCAGGUGGGGACGCCCCCGACCACAUUUAGGGUCAUAGCGGACACCGGCUCUGCUGAUUUGUGGCUCGAGCUGGAGGACUGCCGCAACAUCAAAGACCCUUCGCGUGGAUGCAACCAUCCUGCACUGAAUUCGGAAUCUUCUACAUUCAGACGUACCGAGAACCCGUUCAAAAUUACCUAUGGUACAGGACAAGUUAUUGGCGUUUUGGUAGAAGAAACAAUUAAUAUGGGAGGUAUGAUUCUCAACAAUCACGUCUUUGGAGGAGUAACACGAGCUAGUGACGAGUUUACUGGGAAGAAAGUUCCUUUUGAUGGUCUGUUGGGGACCGCCAAAAGUGUCUUAUCGAACCAAAAGGUAUUGACGCCAAUUGAAGCAAUGGCGAAAGCUGGAACUCUCUCUGGAGCUUUCGUUGGGUACGCCUUGGGGCGAGUCUCCGACUCGGAAAAUAUCGGCCAACUAACUUUGGGAGGGAUUGAUCAAACCAAGUUCAGUGGAAAUCUUACGCUUUUCCCUAACGUGAAUAAAAAAGGCUUCUGGGAAGGCGCGAUGGAAGUGCAAAUCGGAGGGAAAACGAUUCUGACCGAACGAAGUGGAAUAUUGGAUACCGGUACUACUUUGAUGGUCUUACCCGCGGAAGACGCUGCUACAGUGCAUAGCAAUAUCCCCGGAGCUGUUGCCGAUAACAAGGGUGGAUUUCGAAUACCAUGUACUAACACCGUCAAAGUUGGCCUAACUUUCGGCGGCGUCACAUUUGAAAUUAACCCGGUAGACUUGACCUUCCAGCCAGUGGGGAGAAAUCUGAAAGGACAGUGUAUCAGCGGUAUUAGUGUCGGGACAGUUGGUGGCCCUACGCAAUGGUUGAUCGGUGAUGUUUUCUUGAAGAAUGUGUAUUUCGCAACGGAUUUAACCAACGAUCAAAUGGGGCUGGCAGUUAUAAACCCAGUACAACCCAAAACUUAA